Molecule: messenger RNA, 342 nt
Organism: Necator americanus (New World hookworm)
Lineage: Eukaryota; Metazoa; Nematoda; Chromadorea; Rhabditida; Ancylostomatidae
Exons: 1
Coding region: 1-342 (113 amino acids)
Source: RefSeq, a predicted model, not a curated record
AUGAGGGAUAGUCUUGGCAUCUUAGCAAAGCUUGGGUACGUAGAAAAAACUUGCCAGGAAUUCUCGAGUCCCUCAAGGGCAGCGGCAGACGUAGCACGUUGGUGGAGGACGUUGAAAAAACUUCCAUUUCUCCUAAAUGACAUGUCUCGUCUGGUGAACAUCCGUGCAAACGUCACAUCCUGUGUUCCUGCCAUGCAGGAAAUUUCUGGACAACCUGCAAAAAAUGUGGCUGCGAAAGCCCUUCGAGAAGAGUUGUGCAACUACUCGGUCCCCGAAUCAAUCACCGCCGAGAUCUAUCACAGAGAAUUUUCUGCAGUUCAUUUUAUUUUCUCGCUUUGCUAA